AUGGAUGACGACGAUGCCGUUGAAGCAUCAGCUCCACUUCCUCGCAAGGGAGGCCCGAAAGCAGGAAAUGCGGGCGCUGGCAACCCGACCACAUACACCAUGGAUGACGACGAUGCCGUUGAAGCAUCAGCUCCACUUUCUCGCAAGGGAGGCGUCCCGGCAGGAAAGGGACCUUGUUUUUUGGCAGAUUUUGAGUUGAUGACACUUGUAGCUGAAGGAAGCCAUUGA
Cladocopium goreaui is the source of this 228-nucleotide messenger RNA. The record is from the annotation of a GenBank genome assembly. Lineage: Eukaryota; Dinophyceae; Suessiales; Symbiodiniaceae.